CAGAAUCAUCCACCGGAAACAGCAUUUCAACAACAACAGCCACAGUCACAGCAUCAUCCUGCUGCGCCUCCCAUCGUAUCACCACAGCAACGACAGACACUUUCCCAGCAACAACAGCCACAGCAGCAGCAGCAGCAGCCACACCAAAAUAAUAUAUGCAGCGGAGUUGAUUUCAGACGACGCCGCAACUGGUCCGAACGCAUCCUGAACGAAAUCGCGGGUCUUUUGCAUGUCCUGUCGCCGGUCGGCAAGAUACUGCACUGCUCGCCCUCGAGCGUCGAGCUGACCGGCUACGCACCGGAAGAGCUCAUCGGCCGCUCGCUUACCGAAUUUCUCCACGUGGAUGACAUUGACAUUUUCAUCCGCGACUUUCACCGCGCCUUCCACACGCGCUCGCAGAUUAAAAUCAUGUACCGAUUCCGGAAAAAGGAUCAAAGCUAUACCCUGUUUGAGACAAUUGGCCAUCCACGCACAGACGUGCCAGGACAGCCGCCCGGUUCAUUCUUUGCUAUUGCUCAGCCUUACCCCACUGCCAUGGACAGCUUGUUUGAUUCGUUCUUGGAACUCAAGAUGGAAAAUGAGUGGCUCAAGCAACGGUUGCGUGAAAUCCCCGUUGACGUGCCUGUCGAGCCUGUGUUUAAUCUCGAUCAUAUCAAUAGCAAUACUGGUUCUGAUGUUAUUGUGGGAGCAGAAAAGCAGCAGCAGGAUAAAUUGUUUAGUAAUGAUGGAGGAUAUACGGGCAAAAGAGGUGUGACCGAAGAAAGCACGACAACAACAACAACGAGUAGCAGUACAACAAGCAGUGUUGCUGCUGGAAACAACAACAGUUUAUGGCUGAGAGAUGAUGCAGUGAUGAAUGUGUACAGCAGUAACAAUAGCAAUGCCAGCUCGGGCAACAAUAGCAAUCGUGUUCGGUCACCAGCACCACCACCACAACAACAACAACAACAACCUUCAAAUCCAGCGGCAGCGGCAGCAGCUGCAGCUGCAACUGCUGUCGGAAUGGUGUCAACGGGCGUUGUGGAUAUGACGGAAACAACGGCAGCAACAACAAAAACAACAGGCGAAUUGAUGAAGGAUAAGUCAAAGCGAAGGAAGAAACAAAGAGGCGCGGAUGAAUACGUGUGCACUGACUGUGGGACUGCCACGUCUCCCGAAUGGCGUAAGGGCCCUCAUGGUCCAAAGACGCUGUGCAAUGCAUGUGGAUUACGAUGGGCAAAGAAAAGUAAGAGAAAGGGUUUAAGUACGGACUAGCGCAACAACAACAACAACAUUAAAAGAAAAGUACACACACACAUCACAUCACAUCACAUCAUACACACAACACAUACAACAUUACAACCACCACCACGACCGAAAAACAACAACCCCAUUAAAGCCGCCGCUGGGACAGUCAGUAAUUUGCAUUUAUUCCUUUCUUCGACAUCAAACAGCAUCCACUCUCACCUACUCUCUCACUCAUAACCAACACCAUUGUUUCCUUCGUUCUCUCUCUCUCUCUCUCUCUCUCUCAAUCUGAUUUUUUUUAUCUCCUGUCUCGGCAAUUCCUAAAAAAGAGAAGAAAAAAAGAAAAGUAAUAAACGUAAACUUUCAGCGAGGGUUUGUUCCAUCUU
This is a messenger RNA of Zychaea mexicana, 1613 nucleotides long. RefSeq lists its product as uncharacterized. NCBI's taxonomy places the organism in Eukaryota, Fungi, Mucoromycota, Mucoromycetes, Mucorales, Lichtheimiaceae. Bases 409 to 1254 code for a protein of 281 amino acids. The record is from RefSeq and is a predicted model, not a curated record. The transcript has 3 exons. Gene Ontology annotation, molecular function: sequence-specific DNA binding; zinc ion binding. Gene Ontology annotation, biological process: regulation of DNA-templated transcription.